Prorocentrum cordatum is the source of this 1398-nucleotide messenger RNA. The record is from the annotation of a GenBank genome assembly. NCBI's taxonomy places the organism in Eukaryota, Dinophyceae, Prorocentrales, Prorocentraceae.
AUGGCGCGGACGGCGCCGCGUUGGCCCGCGGGCGGGAAGUUGUCGCCCGCGACGAGCCGCUGGGGCAGCCUGCCAGCGGACGCGCCGCCGACGGCGCCGCGGCCCGCGGGCGCGGGCCGCGGCGGCGCCGUCGAGGCGCGCCGAUCUGCUGCGCUGGAGGCCUCUAACGGCGCCGCGCGCUCCGAGCUGGAGGGCCUGCGCGGCGCGGGCGCCCGAACCCUGGCUUGCGACGGCGAUGCGCACUCCGAGCCAGAGGGCAUGCGCGGCUUGGGCGCUCAAACCCGCGACCGUGCCGCGCACUCCGAGCUGGAGGGCCCGCGCGGCGCGGGCGCCCGAACCUUGGCUUGCGACGGCGCCGCUGCGCACUCCGAGCUGGAGGGCCUGCGCGGCGCGGGCGCGCGAACCGCAGCCCGCGACGGCGCCGCGGGCCCACCACGCGGCGCGGGCGCGCCGCGUUCUCCGCGGGUUGUCUUCGAGAGCGGCGCGCACGGCGCUGCCGCAGUCGCUGGCCCCAAGUGCCUGACGGAGGACCAGAGGUCCCUGCUGCUGGCGCGCCUCGGCCAGAGGCUGCGGGGCGCCUCCGCGGCAGUGCCAGGGCGUUGGAGCCCGGCAGAGCUGGCGCCGGCGUUCGAGGCCGCGGCCGGGGGCGGCAGCUCUGGCGCGCCUCCAGGGCCGGCGAGGGCGGACGCGGAGAAGCGGCUGAAGGAGGUGCAGCGGGAGCUCCUGCGCGCGCGGCUGGAGACGGCGCAGCGCCGCGUGGCGCUCCUCCGCGGCCGCGUGGCCGCGACUGGCGCGGGCGGCGAGGCCGCGGAGGCUCCGGCCGAGCUCUGUAGCAAGGGCGACAAGCCUGACAUUGCCGAGCUCGCCUGUCAGCCGUCCUUCGUGGACGCCGUCACGGACGGAUGGAAGUUCUCCAUGGCCCCGCACAUGGUCGAGCUCCACAUACUUGGGCCGCGUGCUGCAGCGCUGCAUGGCUGGUGGGCCCCAAAGGCGUUGAAAGAUGAGGCUAAGGAGAAGAAAACUGAGAUCUCCUGCGCGCGAUGCAUACAAGGCAUGCAAGACCAGGUGGGCGAGCUCAUCGCGAACAGCAUUGCUAUGAAGAGUUGCCCGUUCGACGAGGUGGUUGCAACUGCAGCUGCUGAGCAGCCGUUUCCUUGCACCGAGUACCUCCACGACAUCGCGCUGUUCGUGAAAGAGCGCGGUUGCAUCGGGGACCUGGCACGGGAGCGCGACGCGUUCACCAGGGACCACGUCAGUAUUGCGGCGGUGGGUGAGCUCGACGCGCGGAGCGCUAAGUACUUGACUAAGUGCAGGGACGUGGAAUGCGCAGGAGAAGACUACGCGACCACAAGCGACAUCGCCAAUGAGUUGGAAUUCCUCAUGAAGCUUGACCAGUAG